GAUCCCAUUAUCCCAGCCUUGGCUGCUUGCUCUCCUCCCCCCCUCUCAUCAUGUCUCUCCUCCUCCUCCUCCUCUGUCUCUCUCCCAGGACGUCGGCUGAUCCGGGGCCGCCAGGGAAGGGCUUGGGGGGCUGCAGGAAGGGAGCUGGAGCUCCGGCGGUGGCCUGGCUGGUGUUAUUUUGUAUUAAAAUGAGGAGGAGGAAGAAGAAGCAGCAACAUCAACAACCAGAGCAACAGCAGCAGCAGCAGCAGCACUUGCAGCAGAAGCAGCAUCCCUAAUAACCAGAGCAAUAAUAGAAGCCAGAGUGUAGGGAACGGCGGCAGCAGCAGGAGGAGGAGGAGUGAUGAGUCAAUACAACUAAUAAUUUAAUGGGGACACACAAACGCAGAGAGAGAGAGAGACACAGAAGCAGCAGCAGCAAAGCAGCUCUGGACAAACAAACACACACACACUCAGCAGACACACUCUCUGCUACACAACCUCCCGAAACAGCAGCUACAACAACAACAAACCGGCCUGGAAAAACAAUAGCAACAACAACAACAACAACAUUAUCUAAACAACCCAAACAAGAACUCCUCAUUAUCUGCGUGCCUAUUGUUAAAUAAUGCAUGAAUUGAAGAGAGCAAAGCAGCCCAGAGCCAGGACAGAAGAGAAGACACAUUUUUGCCUUCAUUUUACCAAACUACUGAGCAGUUUCUUUUGAUCUCUCCUCCUCCACUUCUCCCCCUCUUUUUUUUCUCUCUUUUGAUAUCACGAGGGGGAGUGAGCUUAUCUUUCACUUUGCUGGCUUUUAUUUAUUUAUUUAUUUAUUUUUCUGAUCAUUAUUAUUUUCCUCUUCACCACCCCUCCUUCCACCCCAAAAGGAUACCUCCCAUCUACUUGUACACGAAGAGAGGGAGAAAGCAGGUCACCCUCGCUCUUUAUUUUUAUUUAUAUUUAUUUCUCUUCCCCCUAGAAACCUUACGAUAAAAAGUAGGGAUCUAAGAGCACCACUGUUGCUUAUAAUAAUUUUUUAUUUUACUUUUUUUUUUAGAUCUAUAGAUUAAUCUCUGUGAUAUUCUAGAAAGAAAGUUUGAUGCUCUAAGUAUCCAUUGUCAGGGAUUGUGCAGUUGGAUCACUCUGACAUCAACUAUAGAUAUUUUUCUUCCCCUUUUUUUUAACCCCCUUUUAAAUGUCCCCUUCACUGUGAAGAGAAUUCCUAGUUGUCCCUGAUGUCACCAUGCUGUGGCUCUUCCUGAUUGCGAGCUUCCAAGACACCUCACCAGCUGUCAUACGCCUCUCCCUUUAAGAAGCAUCUCAUUUCGCCAUUAUUAGUACAUUUGUAUAUAUAAUAAUUUUAAUUUAUUUCUUUAUAUAUCCGGUUUCCUCCUCAAAAAAACGUCAGCCCCCCCCCCCCCCCCUUUUUGUCCCCAUUUUGCAGCUCUUUAAUUGCACAUUGUGUUAAUGCUUGACGUUGAUUUACUCCCUCCCCCCUCUUUGGGGAGAGCAUAUUAGGAAAUAUAGAUACAUUACAACAACAAAAAAAACUAAACAUUUCAGGGUAAUGUCAUCAGGAGGACUGCCACUAAAAAGGAUCUAACAAGGAGAGAAAAAAAAACCCCACGCAUGAACUUCUCGUCCACAAACCCACUGCAAGGAAGCUGUGCUUUCUUUUUCAGUUAUAUGCUGUCACGUUUUGAAGUGGUGAUCCUUAGAGGCGGGACUGAGCAUGGAUCAUUCGAACGAGACAACUCAGGGGAUAGAACAUUCAGAAAUGUCUAACAAUGUAAACGACCCAAAGGGUCCACCUGCUAAAAUUGCCCGCCUUGAGCAGAAUGGAAGUCCUAUAGGAAGAGGGAGACUUGGAAGCACAGGAGGAAAAAUGCAAGGGGUGCCACUUAGACACUCUGCACACAUGAUGAGAAGUAAUAUCAGAAAAGGGAACAUGCUUCCAGUUUUCUGUGUCGUGGAACAUUAUGAAAAUUUCAUUGAGUACGACUGCAAAGAGGAACAUGCAGAAUUUGUAUUGGUUAGGAAAGACAUGCUGUUUAACCAGUUGAUAGAAAUGGCUCUACUAUCGCUUGGAUACUCUCACAGCGCAGCUGCUCAGGCCAAAGGACUAAUCCAGGUCGGAAAGUGGAAUCCGGUUCCUCUCUCCUGUGUAACAGAUGCUCCCGAUGCUACUGUAGCAGACAUGCUUCAAGAUGUGUUUCAUGUGGUCACACUGAAAAUACAGCUUCACAGUUGCCCUAAACUAGAAGACUUGCCUCCUGAACAGUGGUCCCACAUAACAGUACGCAAUGCCCUGAAGGACUUACUGAAAGAUAUGAACCAGAGUUCCUUGGCUAAGGAGUGCCCCCUGUCACAGAGUAUGAUUUCUUCCAUUGUGAACAGCACUUACUAUGCAAAUGUCUCAGCAGCAAAAUGUCAAGAAUUUGGAAGGUGGUAUAAACAUUUCAAGAAGACAAAAGAUAUGAUGGUUGAUAUGGAAGAUCUAGCUGAAUUAUCUCAACAAAAUUCCAAUCAUGCGAACUUUGGUCAGCAGCCCGUUCCUGUUAACACUCCCGAAAAGCCUUCCUCCCCUGUACAGCAUGCUCACGGUGGCCAGCCAUCUGUGCGCACCCCACUUCCAAACCUGCACCCGGGACUUGUAUCUACCCCCAUCAGCCCUCAGUUAGUAAAUCAGCAGCUGGUAAUGGCACAGUUACUGAACCAGCAAUAUGCAGUGAACAGACUUUUAGCCCAGCAAUCCUUAAACCAACAGUACUUGAACCAUCCUCCUCCUGUCAGUAGAUCAAUCACCAAGCCUUUGGAGCAGCAGGUAUCACCCAACACAGAGGUGUCUUCCGAUAUCUACCAGUGGGUCCGUGAUGAAUUGAAAAGAGCAGGAAUAUCGCAGGCAGUAUUUGCACGUGUGGCUUUCAACAGAACUCAGGGCUUGCUCUCAGAAAUACUGAGAAAGGAAGAAGACCCCAAGACUGCGUCACAAUCUCUAUUGGUAAACCUUCGAGCGAUGCAGAAUUUCUUACAGUUACCAGAGGCCGAACGAGACCGUAUUUACCAGGAUGAAAGGGAAAGAAGUCUCAAUGCAGCAUCCACCAUGGGUCCAGCCCCUUUGAUAAGCACACCACCAAGCCGUCCUCCACAGGUAAAGACGGCUACUAUUGCAACAGAGCGAAACGGAAACCUGGAGAAUUGCAGCAUGAAUAUUAAUGCUUCCAUUUAUGAUGAGAUCCAACAGGAAAUGAAACGAGCUAAAGUAUCCCAGGCACUAUUUGCAAAGGUUGCAGCUUCCAAAAGCCAGGGGUGGCUGUGUGAACUGUUACGAUGGAAAGAAGAUCCCUCACCAGAAAACAGGACUCUUUGGGAAAAUCUCUCAAUGAUUCGAAGGUUCCUUAGUCUUCCUCAGACAGAAAGAGAUGUAAUUUAUGAGCAAGAGAGCAAUGCAGUUCAUCAGCACACUGAAAGGCCAUCUCAUGUGAUCCAUGUUUCUGCUGAACAGAUUCAGCAGCAACAGCAGCAGCAGCAACAACAACAGCAACAGCAGCAGCAGCAACAGCAGCAGCAACCACCACCACCUGGUCCCAGGUUGCCACCAAGGCAGCCAACUGUGGCAUCUCCAGCUGAAUCAGAGGAUGAAAACCGCCAGCAAGCUCGUCCACGAACAAAGAUCUCGGUGGAAGCAUUGGGCAUUUUGCAGAGUUUUAUUCAAGAUGUUGGCCUUUACCCAGAUGAAGAAGCUAUCCAAACUUUGUCCGCUCAGCUUGAUCUACCCAAGUACACGAUCAUCAAAUUUUUCCAGAAUCAACGAUACUAUCUUAAACACCACGGCAAGCUGAAAGACAAUUCGGGCUUAGAAGUGGAUGUUGCAGAGUAUGAUGACGAAGGGCUGCCGAAGGAUUCAGAAGAAAGGAUCCAGGACAAAAGUACUAAUGCACUGUUUUCAGUUAAACUUGAAGACGAUUUAACUGGAGAAGGGAAUACAGACAUCACUGCAGACCUGAAAGACUUAUCUUAAAGUAUUAUUAUAAUUAUUUUUAUUCAGAUGUUCCACUGGUAUUACUAAUUACAAUUCCAUCCAAUGUACAGUCUGUAAUAUUUUAUUGUACAUUGUUCGGCCAAUGAAUCCUGAAACCGAAAAAAAAAAAAAAAACUUGCACAAAACACGGAAACGAUGCAGACUACAUUAAAUGUUUUACCGCUGUCUACGAACUGUUCUUAGCUCCAGAUAAGAACUUGGAAAAUUGUUUGAUAUGUAUGUCCACUGGAUAGGCCACAAUGUAUUGGAUGAGCAUGCGUCUAGUGCAGGCGAUUUCAAAUCUGGAGUUCAAAUACGCAUACGAACCUUCACUGUUUUUUAUUAUUGUUUUUGUUUUUUUCUGUUUGCUUUGUUUAUUGUUUCAUAUUCUCCUGGUACUAUUCCACACUUGAUCUUCAGAAAGUCACACUUCUAUAAAUAAGAGAGUAUGUUACUCUUGCACAGUUGUAGAGUUAGAAAAACUCUAUGCUGUGAAAUGCAGUUUAAAGUGAUAACAUGCCAACAAAUGCCUUGUGUUAUAUGGCACUGCCGUUACUUUUUUUUUUUAAUAAAAGGUCACUGUAAUUUAAUUGAUUUUUUUUUGUUUGUUUUCCAUUGAUAUAGAAGUUAUUAAAGGAAUAAACCGUGAACGUUUAGUCCCAUUUACUUAUCUGUAGAUCUUGCAAGUUCAAGUUGUAAUUAUAUUUUGGGGAAAAUUUUGUUAUAUGUAAUAUUGCUUAUCUUUGUUAUCAUACUGAUUCUAUUUUGUUUUUGUUUGUUGUUUUUGUUUGUUUUUUUUAUUUAUAUAUGCAUUUUGAUGGGCAGUAAAACAAAGUGUCUUAAAAGUUUUAAAUAGAGAAAAUGUGCUUUACAGAGUUGCCUAUAAAAAAAAGUGCUCUAUGUUAUUCAAGCAAUUCAUAAUAUAAGCUUCACUCUUAUUGUGGUAUGCAAUUUUUACUAUCAUGCAAACAAGCUUAGGUAAAUAAAACUAAUAGAUCACCUUAGAAACUUAUGCAAUUAAUGUGAAAAUAAUUGAUGUUUGCAAUGUGUCUUCCCUUGGUUUACAAUCAAUUUUCAAGCUACAUCUGUACAAAGUUUCUGUAUAAAGGUGUAUUUCUUUUUUUAUGAGUUUAUUGCUAUGAAAACACCAGUUAUUUUGUUACAGCUGGCUGUUUUUAUAAAUGUAUCACAAUUUUCUUUAUGCAAAGAUGUUCUGACUAGGAGUGGUUAUUGACUGUAACUACACAAUUAAAAUUGUUUGUAUGGUAUGAUAUAA
This is a messenger RNA of Pelobates fuscus (common spadefoot toad), 5276 nucleotides long. RefSeq names its product SATB homeobox 1 (gene SATB1). The record is from RefSeq and is a predicted model, not a curated record. Gene Ontology annotation, molecular function: DNA-binding transcription factor activity, RNA polymerase II-specific; RNA polymerase II cis-regulatory region sequence-specific DNA binding. NCBI's taxonomy places the organism in Eukaryota, Metazoa, Chordata, Amphibia, Anura, Pelobatidae. Gene Ontology annotation, biological process: chromatin remodeling; regulation of transcription by RNA polymerase II. The coding region runs from base 1712 to 4000 and encodes 762 amino acids. The transcript has 11 exons.